Molecule: messenger RNA, 639 nt
Organism: Portunus trituberculatus (swimming crab)
Lineage: Eukaryota; Metazoa; Arthropoda; Malacostraca; Decapoda; Portunidae
Product: cilia- and flagella-associated protein 251-like
Exons: 1
Source: RefSeq, a predicted model, not a curated record
GAAGAAGAAGAAGAAGAAGAAGAAGAAGAAGAAGAAGAAGAAGAAGAAGAAGAAGAAGAAGAAGAAGAAGAAGAAGAAGAAGAAGAAGAAGAAGAAGAAGAAGAAGAAGAAGAAGAAGAAGAAGAAGAAGAAGAAGAAGAAGAAGAAGAAGAAGAAGAAGAAGAAGAAGAAGAAGAAGAAGAAGAAGAAGAAGAAGAAGAAGAAGAAGAAGAAGAAGAAGAAGAAGAAGAAGAAGAAGAAGAAGAAGAAGAAGAAGAAGAAGAAGAAGAAGAAGAAGAAGAAGAAGAAGAAGAAGAAGAAGAAGAAGAAGAAGAAGAAGAAGAAGAAGAAGAAGAAGAAGAAGAAGAAGAAGAAGAAGAAGAAGAAGAAGAAGAAGAAGAAGAAGAAGAAGAAGAAGAAGAAGAAGAAGAAGAAGAAGAAGAAGAAGAAGAAGAAGAAGAAGAAGAAGAAGAAGAAGAAGAAGAAGAAGAAGAAGAAGAAGAAGAAGAAGAAGAAGAAGAAGAAGAAGAAGAAGAAGAAGAAGAAGAAGAAGAAGAAGAAGAAGAAGAAGAAGAAGAAGAAGAAGAAGAAGAAGAAGAAGAAGAAGAAGAAGAAGAAGAAGAAGAAGAAGAAGAAGAAGAAGAAGAAGAAGAAGAAGAA